UUUUCAUCAAAUUUCAAGGACUAUCCAAUUAAUCGAAAUACAAUACUGAUACUUAAGAAUCUAGACAUACUCAAAUCAAAUACAACUAGUCGGAAUUGGCUUGUCCCCCCGCCCUCGCCCCAACCCUUUGUCUUAUCAAACCAUUCAAACCUCAUAUUAUGUAAUAUGCAAAUAGAAUUUUAGCGGGUGGGGGUUACGAAGUUGGCAAUGAGGUAGAAUCUAUUGCUGAUGCUUUUGAUUCAAGGCAUCAAACCCAUGAUGGAUUCAGAAUCUCAUCUUUUUUUUAUGACGAUUGUGAUGGGAAGGGCCUACCACCUACUAGUUGGGAUUAUGCCGGAUGAUGAAUAUGAAUCUUCAACUGGUAGCCCAGAAGAGUUCUCUCUUGUGUCCGUUCAUCCUCAACUUAUCGCUGGUUCGGAGAAGAGAUGUAACAGGGCCUCUGCGGCUGUCGCCACCACUAACCGGCGACAUGUCUUCUCAGACCAGGGCCGCCCCUCCUUCAAAGUUAGAUAUGCCUUCAAUGUUAGAUAUGCUCACAAGGAGAAAAGGGGCAAAGAUGAAAUGAUGAACGCCAAACGGCUUUUAGUUUAUAUGUUCGAUGUUAGGAGAGUGUCAGUUGAGCUGAGCUAUGGUUAGAGAUGUGCUUUGACCAUAAGAGAAGAGACGGCCAUGCGUCAAAGGAGCUAAUCCUGCUAGAUGAUGGUGCUAUGGUUUAAAAUACAUAAAAGGUAUUGUUUCUC
This is a messenger RNA of Cuscuta campestris, 740 nucleotides long. NCBI's taxonomy places the organism in Eukaryota, Viridiplantae, Streptophyta, Magnoliopsida, Solanales, Convolvulaceae. The record is from the annotation of a GenBank genome assembly.